Molecule: messenger RNA, 894 nt
Organism: Momordica charantia (bitter melon)
Lineage: Eukaryota; Viridiplantae; Streptophyta; Magnoliopsida; Cucurbitales; Cucurbitaceae
Source: RefSeq, a predicted model, not a curated record
CUUCCCUUAGUUUCCCACGCUUCCUUCCAUGGCCAAAUCCAAACCUCAACUUCUCUGCUGCUUCGGAUUUUCCGGUAAGCUUCGCCGCUCCAAGCCCCUCAAACCCGCCGCCGCCCACACAAAACGUCCGUUUUCUUGGAUGCGGUUUCACGCCAAGCCGCCGGUUCGCUCUGCUCUCCUGGCCGACCGGUCCAAUCCGGACUCCGACCGGCUCGCACCGGGAUCUCUAGCUUCGACCACCGUUUACAAGCCGCCGAGUGAAGAUCUGGCCGCCGUGGAACCGCCGGCGAUGAAUCAAGCAGGCGAGGGGAGGCCGGAAAAGGUAGGAAAUGAGGACGUCGUAGAAGAAAUCAUCCUUGAAACUCGUGGACAUUCAGACACGCCAAAGAAACCUGUCGGUGAAAGUCAAACAAGGUUCUCACUAACCCGGAGACUCGAGUCAUUUCGAUCCGGUCGGUUCACUAAACCCGUAUCACCGACCGCAAGGAAGGAUCCAAUAACUACAAAUCCGGUCCCCGCCAUAUCGAAAUCUCUAUCAUUCCCUGCAUUGAACCCAACCCGUAGAGUUCAAGUUGAAAGUCCCCCAACAAGCAUGCGGGUCGGGUUGGACGGCGAUGAGAUGAGCAAAAAGUAUCGAUCAGCGGCCGCCAUUUCGAUUUUUAUAGUCACAUUAUCAAUUAUGAUACUGUGGGGAAGAAUGUGCGCCAUUUUAUCUACGGCAGCGUGGAUUCUCAUUGUUGCAAGCUUAGAGUCGAUUGUAGAAGAAGAUGAUGAGAAUGAUUUUAUUGGAUCAGACUCGUAUUCUGAAGGGCUUAAGAAAAAAUUAGUGAUUCUAAAAGGGUUUCUCUAUAGAAGUCAGCGAGAGAAUAUGCUAAAAAAAGCAUAGAAAUAGAU